This is a messenger RNA of Oldenlandia corymbosa var. corymbosa, 1092 nucleotides long. The record is from the annotation of a GenBank genome assembly. NCBI's taxonomy places the organism in Eukaryota, Viridiplantae, Streptophyta, Magnoliopsida, Gentianales, Rubiaceae.
AUGGCUCCUGCAAUGGAAAUUGAAUCCAAUAUGCAGAACCUUCACUUUGUUUUAGUUCCUUUGUUGGCUCAAGGCCAUAUGAUUCCAAUGAUAGAUAUGACGAAAUUGUUUGCAAAACGUGGGGUGAGAGUAACUCUGGUGAUCACUCCAAACAAUGCGUUGAGAUCAGCCCGAGCCAUUCGUCGGGCUCGAGAUUCAGGGCUUCCGAUUCGUGUCCUGGAAAUCCCAUUUCCCAGCAAAGAAGUUGGGCUGCCGCCUGGAUGCGAGAAUUUGGACAGCGUCCCUUCAAAGGAUCUACUCAGACCAUUUUACAGAGCACUUGACAAGCUUCAGGGCCCGUUGGAGAAAUAUCUGCGAGAAAAUGAGUACCCUCCAAGCUGCAUAAUCUCGGAUAAGUGUUUGUCCUGGACCUCAGAAACAGCUAAGAAAUUCCAGGUCCCAAGAAUCGUUUUCCAUGGAAUGUGCUCAUUUUCGCUGCUAAGUUCCCACAAUGUAAGUCUCCACAGGCCUCAUCUUGCUGUUGAUUCCGACCAAGAGCCUUUCAUCAUCCCUGGAAUGCCGAUGCGGGUCGAAAUCACAAGGGCUAAGUUGCCCGGAUCAUUUGUUACAUUGCCCUGUUUCAAUGAUAUCAGGGACCAGAUGACUCAGGCUGAAUCUAAUGCUUACGGAGUUGUUGUGAAUACAUUUGCUGAAUUGGAACAUGGUUGUGUGGAGGAAUACAGGAAGGCCAUAAACAAGAAGGUUUGGUGCAUUGGCCCUGUUUCGCAAUGCAACAAACAGAAUUUGGACAAAUUUGAGAGAGGGAACCCAUCAUCAAUUGACAAAAAUCUGAUUGGGGUUCGUGUCGGCGUGGAGCUUCCCGUGAGAUGGGGAGAUGAGGAGAGAGUUGGAGUUUUGGUUUCCAAAGAGCAAGUUGAAAUCGCCAUUGAAAGGCUAAUGAAGGAUCCAGAAGAUGGCAUGGAAAGAGGGGUCAGAGCCAGAGAGCUUGCAUUGACAGCCAAGAAUGCAAUGGAGGAUGGAGGAUCCACUAGCUUUAGCAUUUCGCUUCUCAUCAAUGACAUCAUGGGACAAGUACGUCUUCGGACGUCAUGA